Messenger RNA from Micropterus salmoides (largemouth bass), 1832 nucleotides. Its product is annotated as C-C chemokine receptor type 2-like. The coding region runs from base 185 to 1252 and encodes 355 amino acids. Gene Ontology annotation, biological process: chemotaxis; G protein-coupled receptor signaling pathway; immune response. Gene Ontology annotation, cellular component: membrane. Gene Ontology annotation, molecular function: chemokine receptor activity. The record is from RefSeq and is a predicted model, not a curated record. The transcript is spliced from 3 exons. Lineage: Eukaryota; Metazoa; Chordata; Actinopteri; Centrarchiformes; Centrarchidae.
GGAAACAACAUCUGUGCCUCUCUUUCUGUACAAGUCAUUAAUUGGGGACUGCUGAGUUUAAGCGUUAGAUCCUCGCUAUACAUUUGAGGACACCACAUCCAUAAAUAUCCGGACGGAGAACUAAGGAGCCCUAACCUGCAGCUACUGACUACACCUGAGGAGAAGGCAUCACUGAGAUAUCGCCAUGUCAGGUGAUGAAGCAAAUACCACCGACACCACCGUGUAUGAUUAUUCAUUUUAUAAUGACGGGGCUGUGGGAGAGUUUAUUCCUUGCAGCUACGACCAUGUGGGAAAUUUUGGCAGGGUGUUUCUGCCCACUCUCUAUAGUUUGGUUUUCAUCUUCGGCUUCAUAGGUAACGGCCUAGUGGUGUGUGUCCUAGUGAAGCACAGAAACCAAACCAACUUGACAGACAUCUGCCUUUUCAACCUGGCACUCUCCGACCUCUUCUUCGUCCUCACGCUGCCUUUCUACUCUCACUACUCCGUGGUCAGCGAAUGGACUUUCGGAGGCUUCAUGUGCAGCUCCAUCGCCGGUUUGCACAACAUCGGGUUCUUCAGCAGCAUCUUCUUCAUGGUUGCCAUGACGCUGGAUCGCUAUGUCGUCAUCAUGCACGCGCACACCGUGGCACGAUAUCGCACCUUGAGGAAAGGCAUCGCUCUGACCGUGUUCGUCUGGAUGCUCAGUUUGAGUGUUUCCCUACCGGCUUUCAUCUUCACAAAGGUAACAAACGAGUCCGGCGUGGUGAGUUGUGCCUACCUCCCGGAUAACGAUGGCUGGGAGACUUACAACCUCUUCGCAACAAACAUGCUGGGUCUCGUGAUUCCCUUGUUGGUGAUGGUAGUUUGCUACUCCAGGAUCAUCCCCACCCUGGUGAACAUGAGGACUGCAAAGAAGCACCGCGUUGUCAAGCUGAUCUUGACCAUAGUGGUUGUCUUUUUCUUGUUCUGGGCCCCAUAUAACAUUUGCCUUUUCUUGAGGUUUCUGAAAUCUAAAGGUAAAUUGUUGCUUGAUUGCAAAAAGGAAGGGCAGUUAAUGGUGUCAGUAACAGUGACUGAGGCCUUUGCCUACACUCACUGCUGCCUGAACCCCAUCAUAUACGCCUUUGUGGGGCAGAAGUUUAUGAAACGAGCUGUGCACCUGCUGAGCAAAUUGGUGCCCGGGAGUCACUUCAAAGAUUUGUCAGACAGCUCAUUCAGGAAGAGCUCAGUCAUGUCUAGGUCCUCGGAGGUCACCUCCACUUUCAUCAAGUAGGAGGUGGAAGUCAGAGUAAUGUGUUUUUAUGGACAUCACCUGCAGAGCCUGGCAUGUUUUUAUCCUGGUAGCCUUGUUGUUACUGCCAGCCAUUGUAUAUUUACUUGUCACUUGCAGUUACCAGAAAGUGUUAUUCAUCAGCAAUGUCCUGUACCUGUACAUGUCAUUAUCUGUAGACGUUUUUGAUUUCAUUUGUUCCUUGAAUUUCUGCUGGAAUACAGUGUUUUGUUCUGACCACAAUUCAAGUGUGACCUGAUAAGCAUCAUCUUCUGUAUGUUAUAAUGCCCCUCCUUUUUCCUGCUGACAUUGGAGAAAAUAUAGUCACACUUCAAGUCGUACAUUUUGACUGAAAGCAUGACUUGUUUCCAACAGCUGGUAACCACAGAGUUUGUUUGUCUGUGCCUAAUGUGUUUAAACACACAAAGUUUAAAACUUUUUUCCUUUUUCACACAUUGGUUGAUGAGCUUGCAAGUUGGUGAAAAUAGCAUUCAUACCAUAUGGAAAAGCUACCUUUUUUUAAAGAGACAAAAUGCUAUUUUAUAACAUGGAAUUGUUUUUAUUGCUUUGAUUGUGGAAAAGG